AUGAAACCUAAUUCUUGUGACACCUUUGUGGCAUUGCCUCCUGCUACAGUUGGCAAUAGGAUUAUUUUUGGGAAAAAUUCAGAUAGACCCUUCGAUGAAGUACAAGAGAUUAUUUAUUUUCCUGCCACAACUCACAGCCUUGAAAAAAAACUUGAGUGCACGUAUAUUGAAAUUGAACAAGUGGCAGAAACAUAUGCUGUUGUACUAAGUCGGCCAUCUUGGUUAUGGGGUGCAGAAAUGGGAGCCAAUGAACAUGGAGUUUGCAUUGGAAAUGAAGCUGUAUGGGGAAGAGAAGAAGUACGUGAGGAAGAGGCAUUACUUGGCAUGGAUCUUGUCAGGCUUGGACUUGAAAGAGCUGAUACAGCUGAGAAAGCACUCAUCACUAUUGUUGAUUUACUAGAAAAAUAUGGACAAGGUGGAAAUUGUUCAGAGAAUAUGGUAUUUAGCUAUCACAAUAGUUUUCUGAUAGCUGAUAGGCAUGAAGCCUGGAUUCUUGAGACUGCAGGACAAUAUUGGGCCGCAGAAAAAGUAGAAGAAGGAGUUCGUAAUAUUUCUAAUCAACUCUGUAUAACAACCAAGAUUGACCGAGAACAUCCCAAAAUGAGAGAAUAUGCUAAGAGCAAAGGUUGGUGGGAUGGUGAAAAGGAAUUUAAUUUUGCUGCUAUAUACGCCUAUCCUAAUAGUUCUGGGAUUAUUACUUUAUCUGAAAGAUACUGCGAGGGUAACAAGCUACUGAACAAACACAAAGGAAAUAUAACUUCUGAAAUAAUGAUGGAAAUUCUCCGAGACAAAGAGAGUGGCAUUAACAUGAAAGGAGCAUUUCAGACUACUGGCAGCAUGGUUUCCAUUUUACCUUCAGAUCCCAGCCUUCCAUGUAUUCAUUUCUUUACAGGAACCCCUCAUCCUGAAAGAUCUGUUUUUAAGCCAUUCAUUUUUGUACCAAAUCUCACUCAUUUACUAGAAACGAUUUCACCAACAUUUGGACUUGAAGAUCCAGUUAAAAAGCAUCCACGUUUUCAGAGUAAAUGUGACAGAAGGCAUACUCUUUACCAGAAACAUGGUCAGGCAAUAGAAAUAAUGGAUGCUGAUGAGGAAAAAGGCAGAAAAAUGCUGGAAGAGAUGAGGAUACUGGAGAAAGAAAUACUCAAAGAGAUGGAAUCAGUCCUUCAGAAUAAGUGUCUUGAUGAGAACAGAACUAUUAAUCUUUUUUCUCAAUGUGUCAAAAAUGAAAUGAAAAUUUAUGGGCCAAUUAUUGGCUCUCCGUAAACAUACCAAGUUCAGAGGUCUCCUUCAAAGGCAGUCCUAAGAUAUUAAAUCUUAAUUCUGAGUUCAGUAGACUUGAUCAGUUUUUAGUAAUAUUCAGGUAGCUGAUAUUUAAUCUGAUUAUUAGUAAAACUGUCAAGCCAUUAUCUUUCUGGGAUACUAAAAAAGAAAGUAAAGUUCACAUGAAUUUUAA
Molecule: messenger RNA, 1456 nt
Organism: Gracilinanus agilis (Agile Gracile Mouse Opossum)
Lineage: Eukaryota; Metazoa; Chordata; Mammalia; Didelphimorphia; Didelphidae
Gene: SCRN3
Product: secernin 3
Exons: 7
Coding region: 1-1266 (421 amino acids)
Biological process (GO): proteolysis
Molecular function (GO): dipeptidase activity; cysteine-type exopeptidase activity
Source: RefSeq, a predicted model, not a curated record